Messenger RNA from Gossypium raimondii (Peruvian cotton), 1869 nucleotides. RefSeq names its product sugar transport protein 5. NCBI's taxonomy places the organism in Eukaryota, Viridiplantae, Streptophyta, Magnoliopsida, Malvales, Malvaceae. Gene Ontology annotation, cellular component: membrane. Gene Ontology annotation, biological process: monosaccharide transmembrane transport. The transcript is spliced from 4 exons. The record is from RefSeq and is a predicted model, not a curated record. Gene Ontology annotation, molecular function: monosaccharide transmembrane transporter activity. Bases 228 to 1730 code for a protein of 500 amino acids.
ACUAAAAAUGUUAAGGUUCGUUGACAGAUUGAAAGGUAGGUAUAUCAGAUCCAAAACAAAAUUAGGAUAAAGUCAAUCUGGAAGCAAAAUAAAUUCAUAGCUCUUACGGCUUCAGCAACACCCACUAAUUUUCAGUAUAUAAAGUAGAGUGAUCUCGUCUUUGUCACGACAAGGUGGUCAGGAGAGCAAAACUGAUCCUCCUCGGACACUGACAAAUAGCACCAGAAAUGGCUGUUGGAGGUUUUGGCGGCGUCGAUGGACCUGUCAGCAGCUUCAAUGGCAAGAUCACAGCUUCGGUGGUGAUCACCUGCAUUGUUGCUGCUUCAAGCGGCCUCAUAUUUGGUUAUGACAUUGGAAUUUCAGGAGGUGUGACAACUAUGCAACCAUUUCUCCAGAAAUUUUUCCCAUCAGUUUUAAGAAAAGCAGCAGAGGCUAAAACCAACAUCUAUUGCGUGUAUGAUAGCCAAGUUUUAACAUCCUUUACUUCUUCACUGUACAUUGCUGGUUUAGCUGCCUCACUGGUUGCUAGCCGCCUCACUGCGGCAAUUGGUCGACGAAACACAAUGGUCUUAGGUGGUCUCACCUUCCUUGCUGGUGCUGCCAUCAAUGGCGGCGCUGCUAACAUUGCCAUGCUUAUCUUCGGCCGUAUCUUGCUUGGAUUUGGGGUUGGUUUUACCAAUCAGGCAACUCCUGUAUACCUCUCGGAAGUGGCACCACCAAGAUGGCGUGGAGCUUUCAACACAGGCUUCCAAUUCUUCAUAGGCAUUGGCGUGGUGGCAGCCAACUGCAUAAACUACGGUACUGCUAAACGAAGUUGGGGGUGGCGCCUCUCUCUUGGCCUGGCCGUAGUGCCCGCUGCCAUCAUGACUAUAGGCGCCCUCUUGAUUUCAGACACUCCCAGCAGCCUAAUAGAACGAGGCAAAGUGGAGCAAGCCCGACAUUCUCUUCGAAAAGUCCGAGGGAAAGAUUGUGAUGUGGAAGCUGAGCUGGCUGAGUUAAAAAAGGCCAGUGAUGUAGCCAAUGAAGCAAAGAGAGAGCCCUUUGUUACCAUAUUUGAGAGGCAAUAUCGGCCUCACCUGGUUAUGUCAAUUGCAAUACCAUUUUUUCAACAGCUUACGGGGAUUAACAUCAUUGCAUUCUAUGCACCAGUUCUAUUCCAAUCAGUUGGCUUUGGAAAUGAUUCAGCAUUGAUAGCGGCUAUCAUAUUGGGGUUAGUUAAUCUUGCAUCAAUCCUUGUGUCCACCGGUGUAGUUGAUCGGUUUGGUCGCAGGUUUUUGUUCUUGGAAGGUGGAAUUCAAAUGUUUGUCUGUCAGGUAGGGGUGGCAGUUCUGCUAGCAGUUACAACAGGGGUUUCAGGCACAAAGGAAAUCAGCAAAGGCUACGCCAUACUGGUACUGGUUCUAAUGUGCAUCUACGCAGCUGGGUUUGGUUGGUCUUGGGGUCCUCUCAGUUGGCUCAUUCCAAGUGAAAUAUUCCCCAUUAAAAUCCGGUCCACGGGCCAAAGCAUCAGCGUUGCUGUCAACUUCGCCACCACCUUCGUGCUUUCCCAAACCUUCUUGACCAUGCUCUGCCACUUCAAAUAUGGCACCUUCUUGUUCUACGCUGCUUGGAUCGCGUCCAUGACCAUUUUCGUUGCCCUCUUCUUGCCCGAAACCAAAGGCAUUCCCCUCGACUCCAUGAAUUCUGUUUGGGAGAAGCACUGGUAUUGGCGACGCUUUGUUUCUGGUUAAUAACUUAAUGCCCACAUUUUCCCAUUGUUUCUUCGUUUUUACUUACCACAUUGGAUUAACGCGUACUUAAUGUAGUAGCUGUUAUAAAAAAUAAUAAAAAAAAAGAACAAGAAGAAGUAGUAGCUGUUAUUUUCCUUUA